CAUGGACACGUUCUGACACCUUUUCGACUUUACGUCUUUGGGCUCAAUUCCCGCUAUUGGCGCCGGCCAAUAUUUCAGUUGCUUUUGGCUCGAGGACGCGAUCGGUUCGACCAACAAGUGCUUCCUCUAAACCAUAUUAAGCGUCUUGGCUAAAACAUGACUGAUAAUAAGGCCUAUACGCCGGACUCGGAACCGGCAGAAACAGCACCACCGAAAAAGCCGCCAUCCUAUGCCACCGCAGUCAUGAGUGACUUCAACUCCAAAGCCAACUUGACGGAGGAGGACGGACCCUACGAUCCAUUUGAGAAUCGUGAUCCUAAUGGAGCCAGCGCUGGCGGUGCUUUGGCCCAUUUACUGAAAAGUUCCCUGGGCACUGGAAUUCUGGCCAUGCCCAUGGCCUUUCACAAUGCCGGUCUGGUCUUUGGUGGCGUAAUGACCCUCAUCGUGGGCUUUCUCUGCACACACUGUGUUCACAUUUUGGUAAAAACAUCGCAUAACAUUUGCCGCGAUGCCAAAGUGCCAGCUCUGGGUUAUGCGGAAACAGCCGAAAAGGUUUUUGAGUAUGGCCCGAAAUCGAUGCGACGCUAUUCCAACUUUGCCAAGCAAUUUGUGGAUAUCGGUUUGAUGGCAACGUAUUAUGCGGCCGCCUGUGUUUACAUGGUCUUCAUAGCCACCUCUUUCCACGAUGUCAUCAACUAUGACCUGGGUCUAAAGUGGGAUGUGAGGAUCUAUAUUGCAAUGACAGUAAUACCCUGCCUGUUUAUUGGCCAAAUCAGGAACCUCAAGUGGCUGGUGCCCUUCUCGAUGAUGGCCAAUAUCUUCAUUGUGGUCACCUUUGCCAUUACACUGUACUUCAUGUUCGAUGAGCCAUUGGAUUUCUCCGACAAGCCGCUGAUUGCCCCAGCUGCCCACAUUCCCUUAUUCUUUGCUACUGUCAUCUUUGCCAUGGAAGGCAUCGGUGUAGUCAUGCCUGUAGAGAACUCAAUGAAGAAACCUUCCCAAUUCCUUGGAUGUCCCGGAGUGCUGAACACGGCUAUGAUUACUGUGGUCCUCUUAUACGGUGUCAUUGGAUUCCUUGGCUAUGUGAGAUUCGGCGAUUCGGUGCGAGGCAGCAUUACGCUAAAUCUUCCCGAUGGUGAUUGGCUCGGAGAUACUGCCAAGCUGCUGAUGGCAGUAGCUAUACUCUUCACCUACGGCCUGCAGUUCUAUGUGCCCAAUGAGGUGUUGUGGCGCAAGAUUCAGCACAAGUUCAGCCCGGAGAAGCACAACAUGGUGCAGAUUCUGUUACGUACUGGUAUUAUCCUGGUCAGUGGUGGCAUUGCCGCGGGCAUUCCCAAUCUGGAGCCAUUCAUCAGUUUGGUGGGCGCCAUUUUCUUCUCGUUGCUGGGCAUCUUUGUGCCCAGUGUUGUGGAGACCGUUUACAUGUGGCCCGAUCGUCUAGGCUUCUGCAAAUGGAAGCUAAUCAAGAAUGUUCUGCUUGGUAUAUUCGCCAUCUUGGCUUUGAUUGCCGGCUCUGCGGCCAGUAUUGAUGAGAUGAUUAAUCCCAAGGAAGAGGAUUAGUGGAAGAAGAUCGAUAUCGACAUAGAGAUCGAGAUCGCCACAACAAUUCUGCCACGACACUUAAGUAGUAUUAACUGUUAACUUAGAUGCAGGUGCUCCAUCUGGAGGGCGGGAAUAGAAUUCUACAUAAUAGCAACAAGCUUCCCAGAAUGCCAUGUUGAACAUGGCCAAGUAGCUGCCGCUGGACUGCAUUAACAAGAUGAUAUUAAUUCUUAAGCUUUAGCACCGAUAAUAACACACGCACAUAUAUGUUUGUCUUAUGUGUGCCUAGUAAGUACCUGUAUCUGUACCAUAUACUUAACAAUGCAUAUCUAAGUAUUUAUGUAUUUACGAGUAUAUACACGAAUGUGUAUUUGUAUGUGCUAUUUUAAUUAAAACGCAAUCCAUAGAAUUUAUAAUCCUAUA
Messenger RNA from Drosophila innubila, 1965 nucleotides. Its product is annotated as proton-coupled amino acid transporter-like protein pathetic. The record is from RefSeq and is a predicted model, not a curated record. Gene Ontology annotation, biological process: amino acid transmembrane transport. Gene Ontology annotation, cellular component: vacuolar membrane. Gene Ontology annotation, molecular function: amino acid transmembrane transporter activity. The transcript has 7 exons. NCBI's taxonomy places the organism in Eukaryota, Metazoa, Arthropoda, Insecta, Diptera, Drosophilidae. Bases 157 to 1560 code for a protein of 467 amino acids.